Messenger RNA from Coffea arabica (coffee), 2109 nucleotides. NCBI's taxonomy places the organism in Eukaryota, Viridiplantae, Streptophyta, Magnoliopsida, Gentianales, Rubiaceae. The record is from RefSeq and is a predicted model, not a curated record.
GGCACCACAAUACUUCUUAAUAUCACUCAAUCCUUUCUCAUAUCACUUACCGCAAACCAUAUACCUCUCUUUCCAUUUCAUAUCUCAAACCGCCAUUCCAUUUCUCUGAACCAAUUCACCUCAGACCGCAACACCAUUUCAUUUCCUCUCAACCUCGUAACCAUCGACGAAGAGUGAGAGAGGAACCGAGAAACUACAACAUUCUGCUCCUGUCCGUAAGCUUGAGGGAAGAAAAGGAGAAGUCAUGCGUGAGUUCAUUCUUCAACCUCCAUUCCAAUCAGCUGCAAUCCACCUCCAACAGCAACCUUUCAGCUAUCACCGUCACGAGUAAAAACCAGAACCAAUUUCCAGGCCGCGAGCUAGUCGAAAAAAAAAAAUUUUGACAGAUCGUUUGUCGCGUGCGCUGAGUGUUUCACCGAGGUGCUCAAGCUAGUCUUGAAGAGAAUCCCGGAGAGGACAACUAACGAUUCUCUCGCUCAAUUACUCUUGAAUUGUUCUGGAAAUUGAGAGCUUUACAAUUUACUUAGAUUUUCUUAUGGAUGUAAAUGAAAUCUAUGACUUCGCUUUGUGGUUUGUAAUGUCUAAUGUUACUUAUGCCAUGUAUCGGAUUGGAGAUAUGUUAAGCUAGGUGUACUUAAGACUUUGGAUUGCCACUUGAAGCUGGAAAGGUGCAAUCCCUGAUUCAUACAUUCGGUUUGUAUGUACGUAUUGGUGUUGUAUGAACUUGUAUGUUUGGGAUGGUGUGACUUUAGACUUGGUUUGUAAUCGAGAAGGUAUUUUGAGAAUCGACGAUUGGUUAUCUUUUAGUACUGCUAUCUCCGAAGUUAAUGUGGUUUAGUAAUCGAUCUAUUUAGGAAGAAAUGAGGGUGUAAUAGUCUAGAUUAUACUUCGGAGGGUUGUGGCUAGAUUUCUUGCGUGAGUCCUGGCGAGAGCUGGGCAGGCGUUCCGCGGAUACCCCUUGGUUCGCCUUGGGGAGAAGUGGGGCCGUCACAAAAACUUCUUACGCAGACGAAAUCAAUCUUUCAGAUGGUGAUUUUGUUGAAAUGCUAUGCCUUGAUGGCUGCUUUGUCAUUGAGUUCUUGAGGAAACUUUGUCAGCCUAAAUUAUACAGCGAGAAUGAUCCCAUUUUUCAGAUGUCUUGGCUAAUAUCAGCCACUAAGAGAGACCUAAUAUUAUUUGAGAAUCAGUUGCCCUUUGUUGUCCUGCAAAAACUGUUUGAUAUGACCAAGUUGCGGGGCGAAGAAGAGAACCUUAAUGACCUAGCUAUUCGCCAUCUGUCUUCGCUCGUGCCUGGUUCUUAUCCAGGUCAAAGUUCUCAUUCUACAAUCCCUGCAGGUUAUAAGGCUGUUCAUCUUCUUGACCUCAUGCACAAAAAUUUCACUGCCUCAUUUUCCAACACAUUUAGGGAUCUCAAACAUGAACCGACUAAAACCUUAUUGCAGAAACCAGUUAUUGAGCUAGUACAUAUUGGAACCAAGUUCAAGAGGGCAAUAAACAGUGAAUCCUUGCUCCAUAUCACUUUCAAAAAUGGUGUAGUUAAAAUCCCUCCUUUGUUUGUGGAUGAUCAUACAGAAUCCAUCUUCAGAAACUUGAUUGCAUACGAACAGUAUAUGUCUAAGCCAUUUGAGACACGGAGGUAUGUAACUGAUUACAUAAGCUUCAUGGAUCUUCUCAUAGAUUCCCCGUCCGACGUUGAAAAGCUUCGCAACAGUGACAUCAUCAGGCAUGGGUUAGGCAAUGAUAAAGCAGUCUCUGUAGUGUUCAACAAGUUAAGCAGUGGUGUUUCUAAUGAAGUUCCUUUCUGUUACGACGAAAUUUUUGUGGAAAUGGAGAAGUACUACCGCUACCGCAUCCUUAGGGCAUACCUCAUGCAGAAAUAUUUUCAUACCCCGUGGUCAAUCAUUUCACGUCUGGCUGCAAUCGUUAUGAAAAUUAAAGUGAGCUAGUUGUGCUUGUUUGUAAUUUGUUAGUCAUUGUACUUAAAUACCAACAACGUCAUUUUAUUUGUGUUCCGAUUGAUAAAAAAUUCUUGAUGUAAAAGAACUUUCCUGUCUUGGAUAUUACAUGAACUCCUAAAUGCAUGUUCUGCUAAUAAUGAACAUGAUCUCU